AUACGUGUUGGCAAAACAAACUACACUAUGAUAGUGUAUCCACUGGAUAGUGACUUAUCCGGUGGAAAGUGCUAUCCACCUUUUGAACAACUGGGGCCUGAAUUUUAAUAUAGCGCAAGUGGCCUAUUCAGGGGUGCUUGCCACAUUUGUCUGUUUCUUUGUUUGCAUGUCUAUGCUUGGAUGAAAGCAGUGCAGUCGCAACUUAUGUAAACAAUGCUUAAGUUGAUGUUACAGUUCUGAUGCAUUGCCGACUUUCCCUUUGGGAGCAUAAGUUGCCUCUUUGAGUGCUAUUUGCUUUGUGUUGAAAACAAGCAUUUUGAAGACAUCUUCAAUUCCACCUGGAGCCAGCCGACCUGAUACAUGAAGAUGCUAACUGUGUGCUGCUUUUUCUUCCAGACUAACAUCUAUGCAGCUUACUUGCAUGAUGCCAUUCUUUUGUAUGCUCACGCCCUUAAUGAGUCCUUGAGGGAGGGUGUUAACAUCACUGCAGGGAAGAAUGUUUCUAGGUCAAUGAUAGGAUUGGAAUUCCUUGGUGUUUCGGGUCCUGUUGGCAUCGACGAAAAGGGAGACCGAGUUGCCUCUUACAGAUUACAGUCAUUUUUGAAGGGUAUGUCAAGUGUAAGGGUAGCCAACUAUUUUGGCACAACUGGACAGCUUCAAUUGUUGAAUCAAACAAUCAUAUGGCCUGGUGGCACAACAGAAAUUCCUCUUGGAAGGCCUGCAUGUGGUUUUGACAAUGAAUUCUGCAAGCCUGUAGCAGAAGGUAUGAAACAAAUCAAAUGGAUCUAUUUCAGCUUUACAAUAAGGGGUGACUAUUUGUACAAUUACUUACUAUGCAUGCAAUUCGUGUUACUCAUUUCACUAUUUUUUCGGUACAGUACAUAAUCUCCCUGGCAUUGAACUUUCUGGUGCCCUUCCCCUCCCCCAAGCCCAUGCCACAUAAAAUUACGGUUCACAUGAUUCAAAGCUGUUUUUGUUGGGAAGAAAAAUUCUUACAAUGAAAAAGCUCAAUUUUACAAAUUCCAUGUUGUCACGCAUCUGUUCAGUAAUAGAUCACAGAUGACAUCAAGAUGCAAAAACGUGGCACACAAGCCACUAGGCUAGUGUGUCACUGAUGUUCUUGUCACAUUUUGAUGUCAUCUGUGAUCUAUUAUUGAACAGACAUGUGGCAACAUGGAAUACAGGGUUCAUACCCUUUUUCAGAAACAAAUUUCUGAACCAGGACUCAGAUUGAUUUUUCAAGGACUCUUAAAUUCACAUUA
Molecule: messenger RNA, 1262 nt
Organism: Orbicella faveolata
Lineage: Eukaryota; Metazoa; Cnidaria; Anthozoa; Scleractinia; Merulinidae
Product: atrial natriuretic peptide receptor 1-like
Biological process (GO): intracellular signal transduction; protein phosphorylation; receptor guanylyl cyclase signaling pathway
Cellular component (GO): plasma membrane
Molecular function (GO): ATP binding; adenylate cyclase activity; guanylate cyclase activity
Source: RefSeq, a predicted model, not a curated record